AUUGGUAUUGACGAAUGAAAAUUGUUAAUUCAUUGCGCUGCGGUGAUUGUUGAAGCUAUAAAUUGUUGGUAACUUGCUUUAUAGUAUUAAAAUCAUAAUAUUUGAAUAUAAGUUAACAAUAUUUACUCACUAUGAAUAUCACUUCGGCCGCGGGGAUUAUAUCCCUGCUAGAUGAGCCAAUGCACGAAGUAAAAGAAUUUGCCCUCAAGAGACUGGACAACCUGGUUGAUGAGUUCUGGCCAGAAAUUUCCGAAUCAAUUGAGAAAAUUGAGAUCCUACAUGAAGAUAAAGUUUUUUCGCAACACCAGCUGGCAGCGUUAGUAGCAAGUAAGGUUUAUUACCAUCUUGGAGCUUUUGAGGACUCACUUACUUACGCGCUCGGUGCAGGAGACCUAUUUGAUGUCAAUGCAAGAAACGAAUAUGUUGAUACGACCAUUGCGAAAGCGAUCGACUUCUACACUCAAAAGCGUAAAGCUUUGUUUAUAGACAAUGCAGCUGAAACUAUUGAUCCAAGACUGGAAGCAAUCGUGAAUCGUAUGUUUCUUAGAUGCUUAGACGAUGGACAAUACCGACAGGCACUUGGACUCGCUUUAGAAACUAGGAGAAUGGACAUCUUUGAGCAGUCAAUCAUGAAAUCUGAUGAUGUAGCAGGAAUGCUUCAGUAUGCCUUUACUGUUGCAAUGAGUCUUCUCCAGAAUCGUGGUUUUCGCAGUACAGUUUUGAGAUCUUUGGUCGGACUGUAUAGAGGACUAAAUAUACCAGAUUAUGUCAACAUGUGCCAGUGUCUUAUCUUUCUCGAAGACCCUCUUUCAGUUGCCGAAAUACUCGACAAACUCACUAAUGGCCCUCAAGAGUCUGUCCUGAUGGCCUAUCAAAUUGCCUUUGAUUUAUAUGAUUCAGCCACCCAACAGUUUCUAGGAAGAGUAUUGCAGGCACUUAGAGUGACUGCACCAAUUCCUAGUGCAUUAGGAGGAAAACCACAGCCUCAAGGUGGUCCGUUCCCUGAGUCGUCCAUGGAGGUCGAUCAAACACCCACAGAAGAAACAAAACCAGAAAGAAACAUUGAAAGUCUGAAUGAUGAAGAAAAAGAACACCAGAGAAGGGUGGAGAAAUUAAUAUCUAUACUGGGUGGAGAUGUAUCAAUAGGCCUACAAUUACAGUUCUUAAUACGGUCGAAUCACGCAGAUAUGCUUGUACUGAAAAAUACAAAGGAUGCAAUUAGAGUAUCGAUUUGUCAUACAGCAACUGUUAUAGCUAAUGCAUUUAUGCAUGCAGGAACCACCAGUGAUCAGUUCUUAAGGGAUAACUUAGAAUGGCUUGCCAGAGCCACAAAUUGGGCUAAAUUGACAGUCACAGCCUCUCUAGGUGUGAUACAUCGGGGCCAUGAAGGCGAAUCUUUAGCUCUCAUGCAAUCAUAUUUACCUAAGGAAGCAGGACCUUCAUCAGGCUAUUCUGAGGGAGGUGGUCUGUAUGCAUUGGGACUUAUUCACGCUAACCAUGGUGCAAAUAUCAUUGACUAUCUUUUAACACAAUUAAAAGAUGCCCAAAAUGAAAUGGUUCGCCAUGGUGGGUGUCUGGGGCUAGGCUUAGCAGCUAUGGGUACUCAUAGGCAAGAUGUUUAUGAGCAACUGAAAUUUAAUCUAUAUCAAGAUGAUGCAGUGACUGGUGAAGCAGCUGGUAUAGCUAUGGGGAUGGUGAUGUUAGGUUCAAGGCAUGCUGCUGCCAUAGAAGAUAUGGUGGCAUAUGCACAGGAGACUCAGCAUGAAAAGAUAUUACGUGGCUUAGCUAUUGGCAUAUCAUUUACAAUGUAUGGACGUCUUGAGGAAGCUGAUGCUCUUGUGCAGCAGCUACUUCGUGAUAAGGAUCCUCUAUUGCGCCGAGCUGGGUGCUAUACAAUAGCUACAGCAUACUGUGGAACUGGAAAUAACGACUCGAUCCGUACGUUACUUCAUGUGGCUGUAUCUGAUGUCAAUGAUGACGUAAGAAGAGCAGCAGUAACAGCUUUAGGGUUCCUGUUGUUCAGGACACCAGAACAAUGUCCAUCUGUUGUGUCACUUUUAGCAGAAUCUUAUAAUCCUCAUGUACGUUAUGGAGCUGCUAUGGCUUUAGGAAUUGCUUGUGCUGGGACAGGAAACCGUGAGGCCAUUGGUCUUUUAGAACCCAUGGUAAAAUUUGACCCUGUCAACUUUGUACGUCAAGGGGCGCUGAUCGCCUCUGCUAUGAUUCUCAUACAGCAGACUGAGGUUCUUUGCCCUAAAGUUACUUACUUCCGUCAGCUGUAUGCACAGGUUAUUUCCAAUAAGCAUGAAGACGUAAUGGCUAAAUUUGGUGCAAUCCUUGCUCAAGGAAUUAUCGAUGCAGGUGGCCGAAAUGUGACAGUCUCUCUACAGAACCGAACUGGACAUAUGAAUAUGCUUGCUGUUGUUGGAAUGCUAGUUUUUACUCAGUACUGGUAUUGGUUCCCAUUGGCACACUGCCUUUCCCUGGCAUUCACUCCAACGUGUAUCAUAGCACUGAAUUCAGAUUUGAAAAUGCCUCAACUUGAAUUUAAGUCCAACGCAAAGCCCUCGCUUUACGCCUAUCCUGCGCCAUUGGAAGAAAAAAAGCGCGAAGAAAGAGAAAGAGUGACCACUGCUGUUUUGAGUAUUGCUGCUGCUAGAGCAAGGAGGCGCGCGCAUGGGACGGAUGGUUCUUCUAGCCUUACAUCAUCAUCAAAUUCUAAGAUGGAUGUUGAUGAAGAUGAGAAGAAACAGUCAAAAUCUCCGAAUCCGAAUAUAACAGUGCAUGGAAAAUCUGAGAAAGAAGCUACAACAUCUAAAGAUGCUACAACAUCUAAAGAUGCUACAACAUCUAAAGAUGCUACAUUAUCUAAAGAUGCUACAUCAUCUAAAGAUGCUAAGAAAGAAGAAAAGGAGACGGAAGAGAAAGAGUCCGAGAAGAAAAAGGAACCUGAGCCUAAUUUUGAAAUCUUGAGUAACCCUGCAAGAAUAAUGCGGCAACAAUUAAAAGGUAUUUCCGUUGUUGAUGGCUCUGGCUACACGCCCCUGAAAGAUGUAACUAUUGGGGGUAUUGUUAUGCUGAAUCAUUCUGGCGAUGGUGAACAAGCACUGGUUGAACCUGUAGCUGCAUUUGGACCUAAAACAGAAGAAGAGAAAGAACCUGAACCUCCAGAACCUUUUGAAUAUCUGGAUGAUUAAUUAUUCUUCACAUAUUCAUAAUCAUUUGUCUAACAGUAAGGUACAAUUUGAUAAAUAUAUAGUUCUGUACUAACUGAAUAAUGAAACUUAAACAAUAAAAAAUUAAUAUUA
Messenger RNA from Leptidea sinapis, 3308 nucleotides. It is a transcript of the gene Rpn2, whose product is annotated as 26S proteasome non-ATPase regulatory subunit 1. Bases 132 to 3197 code for a protein of 1021 amino acids. Lineage: Eukaryota; Metazoa; Arthropoda; Insecta; Lepidoptera; Pieridae. Gene Ontology annotation, molecular function: enzyme regulator activity. Gene Ontology annotation, cellular component: proteasome storage granule; proteasome regulatory particle, base subcomplex; proteasome complex. The record is from RefSeq and is a predicted model, not a curated record. Gene Ontology annotation, biological process: proteasome-mediated ubiquitin-dependent protein catabolic process; regulation of protein catabolic process. The transcript is spliced from 2 exons.